AUGGGGACUGAUUACCUCAAUCUCGUUCCACAUUUGGUGGAGGCAGGCAAGUUCCAGGACUUUGUCAAUGCUGGUCAAACUCUAUCUUCUGUGCUGUCUCCGUUGGACAACUCCUUGGCCAUUUAUGCCACGAACCUGAACCCACCAACUGCAGACGACGGUCACACACUGGAGGAUGAGCAAUCUCUAUACAUUGCCAGUUUGGAUAACGCUCCUUCUUCCGGAAGGCGUCUUUUUCUCACAGACACCUUGCAGAUAUUCACUACUAUGAGACAACUUAAACAAGACGCGACCUCAAAGGUUAUUCAUUGGACCAGCGACUCAGAAAUCUUGAUACAUAUCCGAAAACUUUCCAUCGAUUAUUCUAAUUUUAUCGAGUCUCAUUGGGUCGAUGCAUCGACGCCAGCACUUCCACCUGAAACCAGCUCGUCCCAGUCCAGUAGCGAGCACUUUCGUAAAUUGUACACAUGUUUCUCACUGUUCGUGUGCUUGUUUCUCCCAGAACCUGGAGAUGAACGAGCACCUGUGGGAGAGACCCUCAUGGUAUGGCUCAACACACAUUUUAUAGAGCCAUCAACCGAAGAAGGAGUCCAAUUGAGUGCGUUGGAUAGACCCUGGGAGGACGAAUUGUUUUGGCCAUACUUGACUCGAGCUAUUCUACGUGGCCUUUCCAAGGCUUCUGUAUUUUUCUUAGGCGUUCUGGAAAAGCACCCAUCGGAAAAACUUCAGACAAUUACUAGCACUCUCAUUCCGCUUGUAGAAUCGCAACCCAGUUUAGUCGAUUUCAAAGCUGAAAGCGACUUUGCUUUUGCGUUUCGUCGAUGGCGAGAGAAGGUGAAAGCACUGCGUAUUGACAUGGACCGUGUUCCUGAAGUAGACCGAUCCGACGGCUUCGAUAAUUGGUGGGACAAACUAAGUGAUAUAGUUGGAAUUCUCGAAGGCCGGCACGAUGUCAUUCAACGUAUUUGCGAAGACAUGGGCGCCGACUGGAAAGAGGUCUGCGUUGCUUGGUGCACCUUUGUGGAUCCUCGAAUGAGGAGAGAUGAAUUAUUUGAAGUUGCAGCCUCAGUAAUUGCCGACAUGCCCCCAGACCCCACGGACCCAGAGGACAUGCUGCAUGCCUCGCUAUUUACGGCUAAUCAUACUGAAACCCUCCAUCAUGCCCAUCAAUUGGACAGUUGGCUAUCUGCUCACCUAGCGGACAUUAUGGAGUUCAUUGACCUCAUUGACUCUACGGUCGACGAAGAGUCCGAAAUAUCGAUUCGCGAUCAUUAUGUGCUAUCUUAUGCUGAUCAUUUACAUUCAGACCCGGCACUUUGGAGGGUUACCGUGGACUAUAUGUAUUCAUGCGGCGAAAUAGGGCAGAAACGAGCCGAUGAAGUUUUACUACGUGUCCCCUUAAAGUUGCACCAACAGAACUCUAACCUCAUGGUCGACAGCCGUAUUCGAGCAGGCGACAUUGUGGGCGUUUUGAAAGAUGUCAAUAAAACCUGCUUCGAAUACAAACGUGAACAUGUCAGAAGGACCGUCUGCCGGAUUGCUGCUCAAACUUUGGUUUCAGAAAAAGAUUACGGUCUUGCAGUGUCCUACUGUACAUCGGCCGAAGAUUGGCGGGGACUUGCACGGAUCGUAGACCGCGUCUUAGACGAAUAUAUCACAAGCGGUCCUCGAAAGUUUACACAAUACGCUCUUGCUAUUGCACCUUCAGUCCAGGAGCUGAGAUUGCAAUCAGCGAUUCAGGGUGUAUUUGUGCAUAGACUCAUAUUUGCUGUCAGAUACGCUCGAUUCCAUGAAUUAGUGGAUAAACAAGAAUAUGAAGAUGCAGCUGCGGAUUUGCUCGCCAUCUUUAUCGAAGAUGUGGCCCCCACGUCGUGGUGGGCAGUUGUUCUUUGCGAUGCAACAAAACUCCUGAGGUAUACGCCCGUAGCAUUAUUCCCGUCAUCUGGUGCCUCCCUUUUACUUCAAAAACUUGAGGAAAUAUUUGUCCGCACUUCUCAAGGAGCCAGUGAUGAUUAUUUAGCUGUCUUGAUACGGGUACUGGGAUGCCGGGGUGAAAAGGAAGCGUUAGAGCGACUCAAGACCGUACGGCUUGCGCUGGCUCAAUAUUUCUCGAGAUCUUUGGUGUCAGGUUUGGGAAGAGGUUGA
Molecule: messenger RNA, 2145 nt
Organism: Psilocybe cubensis
Lineage: Eukaryota; Fungi; Basidiomycota; Agaricomycetes; Agaricales; Agrocybaceae
Exons: 11
Coding region: 1-2145 (714 amino acids)
Biological process (GO): mRNA export from nucleus; protein import into nucleus; positive regulation of DNA-templated transcription
Cellular component (GO): nuclear pore outer ring
Molecular function (GO): structural constituent of nuclear pore
Source: RefSeq, a predicted model, not a curated record